Molecule: messenger RNA, 1414 nt
Organism: Spirodela intermedia
Lineage: Eukaryota; Viridiplantae; Streptophyta; Magnoliopsida; Alismatales; Araceae
Source: the annotation of a GenBank genome assembly
AUGGUUUCUAGGGAGCACAAGAGAGUUUUGCAUGAGAAGCUGCAGAUCCUUCGUUCCGUCACCAACUCUCAAGCAGUAAUUCCCUACAAAGUUUGAAACUCCUGAUUUUCUUCGGCUUCGUCUCCAUCUCAUUGCUCCUAUCUAUCAAAAUCGCGUUCAUGCUUCGUUGUUUAUCAUCUGCCUCUUCUUUAGCUCUCUUUCUCUCACUCUGGUAUUCCUCGUAUCUGUUCUUCGUGUACUUGUAUUAUUUACAAAAAGCACAGUUUGGAAUCUUCACAUCCUGUAUUGUUAUUCUGUAAUAACUUUCCUUCAUAUUAAUCCUCAACGUUAAUCUUCUCUCUCUCCCUCUCUCGCUCUCUCCCACUCACACCCUCCCUCUCCCCAUGUUCAAAUACGAAAACCUUCUUCAACCGAUUAUGCAUGCCCAAGGCUUCCAUCCCGAUCCAUCAGAAUUCGAUAUACUGUCAUGAAGGCAUCACACAGCAUACUUACAUCCAUUUAUUUUGAUUAGUUUUUUGUCCUGUGACAGCUGAGUAAGACAUCGAUUAUAGUGGAUGCGUCAAAAUAUAUUGAAGAUUUGAAGAAAAAAGUGGAAAAGCUGAACCGAGAUAUCGCAUGCCAAAGGAGCAUCGUACAUGACAUCUCAUCACCUCUGGUACGCCUCUAGCACUGGCUUCAUCUUCUAGACUUUCUCCAGUUAUUCUUAUCGUAUAGUGCAGUUUUCCUCAUGUUUUCAUCUUGUUUCAACGCAUGAUCAGGUGACUGUUGAAGCCUUAGAGAAGAGCUUCCUAGUAAGCGUAUUUUCGAAGGAGAGUUGUCCCGGCAUGACGGUAGCUGUACUGGAGGCGUUCGAGGAACUUGGCCUCAACGUACUUGAAGCUAGGGUUUCCUGUGCGGACACCUUCAGACUAGAAGCGGUUGGAGGAGAGGUAAUAGCUCGCUAAGAUCAAUCCAUCUCAUUUGAUACGCGCUCAUGAGCAUACAAUUGAAUCCCUCAUCGUUUACCGAGAGAGAGAGAGAGAGAGAGAGAGAGAGAAAGAGGGCCAAGUGAUCGUGCGGUCUACUUGCGAGUGGGGAUUUUUUUCCUGUGAACGAAAGGAUGAGGGAUCGAAGGAAGUACGCUCUUGGGGAUCCGUGAUUGUCUGAAGAGUCCAACAUCAUGUGAUAUCUCAGAGUGAAGACAAAUAGGGUCUCUAUUGCUUGCAUUUUAGCAGCUUUCUUCCACGCGCAUCGCCUGCUAUUAGUACGUCUUCUCAUUCCAAUCUCCAACCAUACAGAAUAUGCGACACGUUGAUUAUUUUCCUCUUCGACGCCACAGAUUGAAGGAGAAGUUGAGAUCGUCGAUGCAAAUGUGGUGAAGCAGGCUGUGGUGCGGGCUAUUAAGAAUUGCAGAGAGAGUGACGAGGACUUCUAA